This is a messenger RNA of Drosophila busckii, 3137 nucleotides long. RefSeq names its product integrator complex subunit 5 (gene omd). Bases 14 to 3037 code for a protein of 1007 amino acids. Gene Ontology annotation, cellular component: integrator complex. Lineage: Eukaryota; Metazoa; Arthropoda; Insecta; Diptera; Drosophilidae. Gene Ontology annotation, biological process: snRNA 3'-end processing. The record is from RefSeq and is a predicted model, not a curated record. The transcript is spliced from 9 exons.
CAAACAAUAAAAAAUGUUGCAACAAAAUAUUUUAGACCAGCUUAAACAAUUUAUAGACACAGUGAGUAGCGGGCACAGUAAUCCACAGAUUCUGACAAAGCCCGCACUCAUUAAAGUAGCGCUGGGUUUCUUAGAUGAGCUGCCGGCCACCCGCGACAUCGUCUUUGACUACUUCGGCAUACUGGCUGAGAUUGGUGUGCAGCUGUAUAUAUCUCCCGAGAUGAAAGACCAAAAGACCGGCAUGCCGGUAUCGCAGUUGAAACAGGGUGGCAAUCGACAGCAACAGUUGCGAGCAGAAGAGUAUGAGAGUUUUAGCAUGGUCAAAAACUCGCUGCAGAACUUGGUGUGGAAAGGUCCGCCGGCGUGGUGUCCGCUCAUAGCAAAUUGGAGUCUGGAGCUAGUGGCCAAACUCUCGGAUAAGUACACACAACGUCGCAUGACAAUUGCCGCCUCCUGCAACUACUGGCUUGAGUGCAAUGCUAUGCACGCUCUGCUGACGCUAAUCAACAGUUGCUUUCGUAAGCUAAGCAAUACGGAGGCGGAAUCUUGCGUGGAGACAAUGCUCAAUGCGUUUCAUCGCUAUCCCAUGACCUUUGAUUGGAUUGUAGCGCGUCUAGGCGGCUGUUUUCCCUACAAAAUUAUAAUGCAGAUUAUACAGUGUGGCAUGAGGCGUUUUGUGGAUAAUUUUCGCUGUCAUUUGGAUUCUGAGGCAGGCAUCUUGGACUAUAUGACAUCGUGCCAUGAGCCACAAUUGCAAGCAGCCUUUAAGGAGAUACUCAAAGAUGGCCUAGCACCCAAAAAACCGCUCGAUGUGGCCAUUGUGCCGUUUCUGUUAAUAACAACAAACUACUCGGAUGCGAUACUACAAAGUUUGGUUAACGUUUUUGUGGAGCAAUACACUGAUGAGCUGAUCGAUGCUAUAGUACAAAAGGCGCCGCUUUGGAUGAGCAACAAAAUGUUUAUGGACAUGCAACCUUCGCUAAACAAUGCAGUCCUGCGUCUGCAGCAACAUGGCGCCAAGCUGCUGCUAAUGGUGUCCAAAAUGUCGGAUAGAUAUAUAUGGUGUCAGGACUUUUUGGACACAUCUAUGCAGGAGUUGGAGCAAUAUGUGCUGAAUAUGCGCAACUUUCCGCUGCUCAGCGAUUUGGCCUGUGAGGAAACCAAAUAUAUGCUCUGGCAAAGCUGUCUAAGUACAAAUAUCAUAGAACAACAAACCGCCACGCGAUUGUUGCUGGUAGUCUCAUCGCAGCAUCCGCAUAUUUAUUAUCAAAGCAUAUCACAACUCAUACGCAAAUCAUAUGCACAAUAUCCCAGCAGUAUUGGAGCGCUUAUGCGCUUACUAGGCGGUCAGAGUGGCAUGCUAAACUUCCCAAGCAUUACCAAAGGCAUCAAGAUGACGCUUGAAGAAAUAACGCUGCAGGAGCAAGUGAGCAAUCGCUUGCCAGUGGAGCCAGGCACCGACACAGAGGCCUACAAUACAUUUUACAAUCUUAAUAUGUUGGUCAAAAUGCAAAAGAAAACCAUAUUGCCGCAUAUGAAGCCGCAGCUGCUGCUACAAUCGUUGAACGAAUGCAUGGCCAAGAUUAUACAAAUAUUCGAUUGUACUAUACAAAAGCUGGUGCUGCGCAUGGACAAGGAUGCAAGUGAACGCAGUGCGGAAAAGUUUAGAGAGCAGCAAGCCAACAACAAUAAUAAAAACAUACACGAUCUGUAUAAUGGCGAGAGUGACAUUAAGCGACGCAAACUGGAUGCGGAUAGCACAAAUGAAGAGCGUGACUUGAAGCGCAUGGAGUUGGCUCAUCUUAUAGUGGAGUUGCUUAACAAUAUUGAGGCGGGUACACGCCUCAAUGUGUUGCGCACACCUUUAGUGCUUAAGCUGGCUGUGCUUAGCGUUAAGUAUUUCUUUGUCGGUCUGACUGAGCGUACUGUUAUAUUACGUGCAGCUGCUGCUCAGCGCGCCUUUACGCUGCUGCAACGUCAAUGCACAGCACGCAAAAUUGCACGCACUUUGUGCCUGCGUGAGCUCAUAGAGGGUGCACUCUUCUAUCAUGGACAUUUGCUGGGACAGCUGGAGGAAUAUGAGCUGGAUGAACUGGAAAUACCUGAACAUGAAAUGCUUAUACUGCAAAAUUUACAUGCCACUGCUGGCACUAACUCGAAUCGUUCUGUAUUGCACUCAGGCAUCAUCGGACGUGGCUUGCGGCCAGUCUUGCCCAUAAAUGACAGAAGCUGCGAUGCUGAGAAGCAAGCAUUGUAUCUAAAGGCGCUAUAUGCCUGCUGUGCGGAUUUGGAGAAGCCCAACAACAUUGAAGGCUAUUCAUUGGUUUCAUUGACGCUUGUGGAGCUUGUUUCAACGGAUGUCAUGUAUAAUGGACUGCCCUUUCCGGAUGAGGAGUUUACACGCGUAACUAUGGAACGCGAUAUGCAAAUAAGACGUGCCUUUAUUACCUCACCUGUGCUAUGGGCUGUGCUGGGCUUAAUAGCAACACAUAGACCUGCCCUUUGCUACUCGUCCGUGCUGCUGAGAGCGCUGUGCGCAACGUGUCUGCAUCACUGGCGUGGCAAAAAUGUAAACAAAUUCCAACCCACCGAUGCAAACGAUGAGCUUAUGCUGUGCACCAAGAAGCUGCUGCAGCUGCUGACCAUCAGUCAGCUUAUACCGCCGCCGCUAUCCAAUCUGCACACCAUCAUUGAGCACUUUGAGCCGCCAGAGAUUGCUGUAGUACUGCGUGAAUGCAUUUGGAACUAUUUAAAGGAUCACGUGCCCUCACCUGCGCUCUUCCAUGUGGAUAGCAAUGGACUGCACUGGCGCAACACCAGUCAAGCCAAAGUGCCUGCUCAGUAUGUGGACACGCUGCGUCAUUUGAUGCAAAGAAAAUUAAAUAAGCUCGGCCCGCACUAUCAUCAAAUGUUUAUUAUGACCGAACUGCAUGUGCGACAGCCUGCAAUAGCAAUUCAACCUGCAACAGUUACAGGUUUGCCUGAGAUGACAGCAGCCACAGCAGCAAAGGGCAUAGAAAUUGUCGAAUUGGAUUAGUGUACAUAAGUUAGUUAGUUACAUUGCCGCGAGCGUGAUUGUACAAAAGUAUGAAUGGAAUGCAAGAAAACAUGCUAGAUUUAUAUAAUAAACUGUUAUA